AUGGACGCUUUACGAACUAAUCCUUUGAUCCCCAAAUAUCCAGCACCACCAGACCCUGUGAUUUCAGUUGAGAGUGAGAUGCAGACUUCACCGCCAGUGGAUCCCCCCUCAAAUUUUGAAACUUCUGUUGGGCUUGCUCAACCUGAGACAGAGGCAGUACCACUUCCUCCCCCAGAGCCACAUGCUGCCGAAGAGUCGUCAUCAGAUAUGUCUCUAGCUUCUACGACAGAUUCUGCAGCAAGAAUAAGUGAUCUGGCUGAUGGUUGCUCAUUUAUUUCGGACGACGAAGACGAAGAGCCAACAAAACAGCCACAAGUGAACAGUAUUGAGGUCAACGAUGGUCUUUCUACGAUCAGCAAUAGUCCAAGCAAUAGCCCUCCGCUACAAAGCCCUCCCCUUAGCAACUCUGAGCUUCAGAAUCGGCCAGCUUCAAAUGCUUCACCUGAAGGCCCUCUUCCACCUCCUCCUCCACCUCCGAUACUCCCGCCUAGCACAACCACUAGCUCAAUACCGUCAUUAAUGAGUCUGAGCAAUCUUGAUUACGACAUGCCACCACGUCGCGACAUCCGUCAACAAAUUAUCAUCACUCCAGAGCGACCCCCAGCACCAGCACCGCCGCCGACAGACUACGCCGAGGCAGAUUCCUCGUCUACAAUUCCAGCGCAGCAGCCAUUCUUUUUCCAAGCUCCGCCUUUGAAGUCGAAACGGACAAUCUCUAACCCAAACCUCAACUCACUAAAUGAUCCCGUGUAUCCAGUGCUAAAUCCUGUUUACUCAGCAGGUGUGCAAGUCUUUCCUGGAUUACAUCAAGGAGUAUCGGGUUAUCCUAGUGAAAAACCAUCUACGGGAGAGAUGCCACUAUCCCAGCAGUCUUGUUUCUACGGAGCUGGGCCAUCAACAGUGGGAGAAGUUUCAUCGUCUACCAAUUUUAUACCAUACCAAGGCGACAGCAGAUUAUCCGAUAUGCCAGGUUUUUCACAAUACGACAAUAGUCUUCCUCCUCCAUUAAGGGUGGAAUCGCCAGUUCAUGGCCAUCUGCCCCAAGAUUUUGCAGCAGCAGAGAGCAGCUCGAUUAUGGAACCUCCGCAGAACUUCUUACCAGCUCGUCCGCUCGGUGAAAGUGAUAGAUUAAUUCGCCCACAUCAAACCAAUAGCGAAGAGUGGGCCGAAUAUUUUCUCCUCGAUGGGCGACCUCUGGAUAACGACGACAUUGGCAAAAAAACACCCAGUAAGUAAAC
Strongylus vulgaris is the source of this 1238-nucleotide messenger RNA. The record is from the annotation of a GenBank genome assembly. NCBI's taxonomy places the organism in Eukaryota, Metazoa, Nematoda, Chromadorea, Rhabditida, Strongylidae.